Messenger RNA from Lactuca saligna, 300 nucleotides. Lineage: Eukaryota; Viridiplantae; Streptophyta; Magnoliopsida; Asterales; Asteraceae. The record is from the annotation of a GenBank genome assembly.
AUGACCUCAACAUUGAUCCUCCUACUGAUACUGAAGCCCUCGAUUGUUUUCCCAGGGGAAAGAUUAUUGGUUCAAGAAGCAGAGUCCCAACCACCACACAAACUAGAUGAAAACAUGUGGAAGAACAGGGAACACAUUGAAGAAAUUAUUUUCUUGCUUCAGAGCUCUCAUUGGCCAAAAUCUCUUCAAAAACAGUCUACACCAGAAGAAAUUGAACUUGGUCAAGUUCUUAGACAACUAAAUGAUAAAUUUGAAGUUGCAUUAGAGCUUGUGGAAUCCUUCCAAACAAAAAACUUGUAA